CUUAAAACCAAUGGAUUUUCUUCUGUAACCGAUGCAAUAAACAAGGACGUUAAGAGUAAAUAGAUUUUUUAAUAAUACGUUUAUACGCACAUAUUUUGAUAAAAAAAUAUUUAAAACAAUUAAAAAGAAAAACACUCAGAAUCAAAAUAACAAAUUUACAACAUCCAAAUUCUGUACAUCCAAACUAUUCUUUUUAAGAUCUUUUGUAUUAAUACUCUAUGCACCAAUAAUCGUGGUGGCUUACAUUGGCAAUGUUUUUUUAUAAUUAUUCUUGGGAUCUUAAUAUGGAUUGUUUUUUCUGCAGUGCCUGUGGUAGAAAUGAGUAUGGAAGUAAGAGAAAGAAUGUGAAGAUAUUAUAUAGCAUGUGAAGAUAGCAUUGAGAAAAUACAAUUUAAACAAAACUGCUAAUUAUCAUCACAAUCUAUUUGUUGUGUAUAUCACAGUCUAUUUGUUUAUUUGCUAAUUAAAAGUGUCAUAUACAAAAUAUAGAAUAUACCUGAACAAUUUGUUGACAUUGACAAUUACUGCUCGCAAUUUUUAGAAAAUUAAUGCACUAAAUUCAAAACUAGUCAUAAGUUUUUAAUAAAAACAAUAUAUUCGUAUCUGUAUAAAAAAUAUAUUGCAGCACGAUCAACAACGGACAAUAUAUAUAUUGGAAGUAAAAUAAAAAGUACUCCCUCCUUUUUCCAAUUCGAUCUUUGCCCCACUCCUCCAUAUAAAGAGACUGUUUAAUAUUUAAAGUAACUGUCUUUCAAAAAAUAACAAGGUAUUUCUGUAAAUGCUAAAUUGUGCAACGUCAAUAAAAUAUGAAACGUGAAAGCAAAUGUCGCAGAGGAUCAAUUCAUAUUAUGGACGAAGACCAAUUGAGUAUCGUGCAAGCGUGGACAAUUGCAUAAUGUUAUGGAACGACGAUAUCACAUAUGCCAUGACUCCCUUCAAACUCUUGACUCUGCCAUUAGGCGUUUGGCCUUUGCAAAAAUAUAACACAUUUUCUUUAUUCCGAUCUAUUGCGAGCGGUAUAAGUAUGACCGUCAUGACGAUCAUAUUGUUCCUCGAAAUCAAUUUUGGUAGCGGCGAUGCUUAUGUGAAACUCGAUGCUCUUAUGCUUAUGUCCUGCACUGUUCUUUGUGCACUAAAGGUAUUGUCAUUCCGCUUAUAUGCCGACAAUAUGAUUCGCAAUUUCUCUUCUGCCGUGAAAGAUUACCUCGCGAUCGACAACGAGAGGACGCGCACCAUCAUGCGACGGCACGCAUUCAUGGGAAGAAUGAUUUGCUACAGUAUUAUAUUCAGUACUUAUGCCGCGUCAGUAAUUUUUUUUCUGCUACCUAUAAUAGCAGAUGACGGUGAGGAUAUCCAAAUUAAUGUAACAAUCAAGAAUCAAGGCGCGGAAUUACCUGUGCCCAUAACAUUUCUAGGGGACCUCCACAUUCCUACGAUUUUGUACUUCACGAUCAAUACGAUGCAAUUAUUCAUGUUGAUAUUUAUUGGUACUGGCAAUUGUGGCAGUGAUUCACUUUUUCUUGGUAUCACUGUCCAUCUAUGCGGUCAAAUGGAACUUCUAAAAGUUGAGUUUUUUAAAUAUGGCAUGAAAAGCGGAAACUUAAAUAAGGAUUUUUCAGUAUUGGCAUCAAGACACUCUUAUCUAAUAGAGCAUGCAAAAUUUCUAACAGAAGUAAUAAGUUCCGUUUUGCUUGUGCAAGUUUUUAGCAGUUGUCUUAUUAUUAGUUUAAUAGGUUUCCAACUUAUCAUAGCAUUGAAAGCGCAUGACGCAGUAAUGAUUAUUAAAUCCGUAACAGUGUUGAGCAGUUUGUUAUUACAAUUAUUCUUAUACAGUUUUGUGGGCGAUUAUCUGAAGUGUCAAAUGGAAGAAAUCGCGGAUUCGAUUUACGGCUGCAAAUGGCAUUCAUUACAAACAAAAUUGAUGAGGAAUGUUGUGUUCGUCACCAUGCGGUCGCAACGACCAGUUCAGUUGUUUGCUGGCAAAUUUCUUGUUGUAAAUCUCAAAACAUAUAUGACAAUAUUAAAAAGUUCGCUCUCGUAUUUGUCUGUCCUACGAGUGAUGAUGGAUGCGUAGAGCGCAGGUUUUUUUAGUACUGCAGUCUAGAUGCGGAAGGCUUAUGUACAUUAUCUACAUAUUGAACAAAUAUAUAAUUUUAUAAAUAUAUGAAUAAAGGUUUAGAACAAACUAAAUUUGGAUCUAAUGUUUAAAAUUAUAAUUUAUCUAACUUAAGAAAAAAAAACAAAAUAAUGAGACAUUUCAACUUAACUGAGUCAUCCACAGUUGCAAGUAUAAAAUGUCUAUUAUAAUUUAAAAUAUUGUCAUGAUAAUUUAUCGGAGUGUGUGUAAAAAGUCAAAAAUUGAUAAAAACAUAUAAAUUAUAAA
Monomorium pharaonis (pharaoh ant) is the source of this 2383-nucleotide messenger RNA. RefSeq names its product odorant receptor 2a. Gene Ontology annotation, molecular function: odorant binding; olfactory receptor activity. The record is from RefSeq and is a predicted model, not a curated record. Gene Ontology annotation, biological process: sensory perception of smell; detection of chemical stimulus involved in sensory perception of smell. The transcript has 5 exons. Lineage: Eukaryota; Metazoa; Arthropoda; Insecta; Hymenoptera; Formicidae. Gene Ontology annotation, cellular component: plasma membrane. The coding region runs from base 824 to 2074 and encodes 416 amino acids.